GUGCUGGCUUAUAUUAAAGCACAGUGAGCAAUAACACGGGAUGGGAAGAUAUAAAUCCCGUGAUGACAGGUCACAGACAGACCGUGUGGUUCUGUUGCACAGAGCUGCUGAAAGAGGAAUAAUGACUAAGAAUUGUUCUUCUGUGAAGCUUCUGUAAGAGCUCCUGUCACUAAAAGUUUGGUUGAAAUGUUUUUACAGUUGGUCUUGGUUUAGAACCCGCUGUAGUGAGUUCUUGUUUCACGCGCAGUGGGAAGUGAACGCGGAUUUGAAAGUGACAUGUGAAAGUGUCGGCCUUGACAAGCUGGAAUCAGAGGAUGCUUGGUAUUUGUGCUUUAAAAAUGACGUUAAUGGUUGAUGAAUUUUCAAAAUACGUGCCAAUUAAUUAUCUUUUGAUUGGCUAAUCGAUUAAUGGACUAAUCACUGAUCAAUCUACAUAGCGGAACAUAAAAUGAGACAAAUGCAUGUGGAUGCCAAGCAGUGAUGUUGAACUUUGAGACACUAAUAGUCCCGUGGUUAUUACUCCUCUAGUAGCCACAGUCUGGAUGGUUUCUCUUAAAUGUCCGACUGCACCUUUAAUGUCCCUGCAUGCGCCUGGGGGUUUGGUUUGUCCAAUUAGGUGGAGCCCAGGAGGAACAGCAGGUGAGCGACAACAGACACAGACACGUUUUUCCCCAGUUCCUGGACGUGGAGAAAACCGUGCGAAGUUUCAUUUACAGUUUCUAAACGGUUGUAGAAAGUCAGUCAAAGGCAGCUGAUAAAGUCUCAUGGUGUUGGAGAAAGAUUUCCCGAUGAUUGAAGUGUCGAUACCAUCGAUAGAGAAGAAAGUGGAUGAGUCGGGAAAGUCGAAGAAGCUCAGGAAGAUCAUUCGGACUCCGGAUUUCCCAAGUAAAAGGAAUCCCCAUCUGAGGACCAAACCUGUGGAGCAGAGGAGGCAGGAGUUGGAAGAUUACAUCCAGGAGAUCAUCUGUCAAAAUGAAGAUGUGCCACAGGUGCUGCUGGACUUCCUCCACGUUAAACACUUUCACACGGGGAACAAGAUGAGCAGUAUGGAGUCACUUGAACUGGACAGUCAAGAUUACAGUUACCAGUUAUCACAUAAGAAGGUGGUUGGAUAUUUUCAGGAUCCAUAUCUCUGCGACUGUACAUCAGGUCUUCCAGAUGUUGUUGUGGACGGAGUUCUUCAAGGUUUUUACCCGCGGGACAUCCGGGUCAGCUUCACUGUCUCCACUCUUACCGAGACUGACCCCACCACUUCUAUAGACGCCUAAAAUGACUGUUUAUACGAUUUACUGUAAGAGGAUGGAACUAGCAUUACACAAAAGACUUGGUUUUUGUUUGACAUCAGUGGGAUUUAACCACAUCACCCAGCCUUUGUCAUGUAAUGCUCCCCCCACUGUGCUGACAGCAAUGUGAAGAUCUCUGAUUGUUUUUUAGCCAUGGAGGUGUCAUAAUUUUUUAUUUUUUAUUUAGUUGUGACAUUAAGUUUUUAGCCAUAAGCAAAUAUGAACUGAGUGAAAUGCAUGCUUUUGUUCAUUGUAAUGAUAAUUUUUUAGUAAAGAUGUAGUGAUGGAGUUCUAAACCAUGUGUAAAAUUUAAGAGACAGACACUGAUUACUUAUUCUUUGUUUACCAGUUUAGUUUGUCAAAUUAACAGGCUGUCAAACAGAGCUGUUUGGGUGUGGGACAAACAAAAUUAUGAGUCCUAUUAAUUGAGGUUGUAUGCUUUUUUUACCUCAUCACUUUUUUGUGAUGAAAUUAUGCAGAUGCACUAGGACUGAUACAAAUCGAAGAUUAACACAGCCUUAAAUGUCUUCAGCCAAAUACUGAUGCUGAGGCUAUGAUACUUUAUAUUUUGAAGCCUUCUUUUAGUGUAACUAAAUUAGAAUUAGCAUAUACUGUGUGUAGUUUUUUUUUACUUUAUUGAAAUUGUAAUAAAAAAUCAAACAGGACUCAUCCUGGAUGAAUUCUCCAUAAACCUAAACUGCAGAAAAAGAAAAUUAUGUUCUUCUGUUUGAUAAGCUGAUGGUCAGACAAGACAGUGUUUGGACACUUAAC
Molecule: messenger RNA, 2054 nt
Organism: Monopterus albus (swamp eel)
Lineage: Eukaryota; Metazoa; Chordata; Actinopteri; Synbranchiformes; Synbranchidae
Gene: snx22
Product: sorting nexin 22
Exons: 6
Coding region: 765-1268 (167 amino acids)
Molecular function (GO): phosphatidylinositol phosphate binding
Source: RefSeq, a predicted model, not a curated record